CGAGCGCGCGCAGCGCCCGCCCUCUUGCCGCGAUGCUGUGCUUCCUCAGGGGAAUGGCCUUAGUCCCCUUCCUCUUGGUGACAUGGUCGUCUGCAGCCUUCAUCAUCUCCUACGUGGUCGCGGUGCUCUCGGGGCACGUCAACCCCUUCCUCCCCUACAUCAGUGACACAGGAACGACACCUCCAGAGAGUGGUAUUUUUGGAUUCAUGAUAAACUUCUCCGCAUUUCUUGGUGCAGCUACGAUGUACACGAGAUAUAAAAUAGUGGAGAAGCAAAAUGAGACCUGCUAUUUCGGCACACCCGUCUUUAACUUGGUGUCGCUAGUUCUUGGACUGGUGGGGUGUAUUGGAAUGGGCAUUGUUGCCAAUUUUCAGGAGCUAGCCGUGCCCGUGGUCCACGACGGUGGUGCCCUUCUGGCUUUCGUCUGCGGCGUGGCUUACACACUCCUGCAAUCGAUCAUCUCCUACAAAUCCUGUCCCCAGUGGAACAGCCUCACCACGUGCCAUGUCCGGAUGGCCAUCUCUGCCGUCUCCUGCGCAGCUGUCGUCCCCAUGAUUGCCUGUGCCUCACUAAUUUCCAUAACCAAGCUGGAAUGGAAUCCGAAAGAAAAGGACUACGUGUAUCACGUAGUGAGCGCUAUCUGUGAAUGGACCGUGGCCUUUGGUUUUAUUUUCUAUUUCCUAACAUUCAUCCAAGAUUUCCAGAGUGUCACCCUAAGGAUAUCCACAGAAAUCAGUGAUGACUUUUGAAAGGGCGAGAAUCCUGUCUCACUCAGUGAAUGUCACAGACAGUUUCCGGAAGUGGCACAGAGGCUGGACGGACUUGGAUGUCACCCGGAUCGGGACUCAUUUGUGGCACAUCGGGGACUUGAAUUUCAUUAAGAAUUUCUAGUAGUUGUUCUAUUUACAAAGGUAUGUUUUCCUAGAGAAUGUUUAGCAUGGAUGACACAUUAGCAAUAUUUUUAUAUUUUCUAAGACACUCUAUAUGAACAAAUUCAUAGGCAGAGAUGAGGCUUUACAGAAAAUGAGGGGAUUAUUUUUGUAUAGAUUCUUUAGACUUUUUAUGUAUCAAUGAUUUAUGAAAAUACACUAAGUGAAAAAAUGUUUAGUACAUUUUUUAAAAAAUGAAACCAAAUCAGGG
Molecule: messenger RNA, 1140 nt
Organism: Onychomys torridus (southern grasshopper mouse)
Lineage: Eukaryota; Metazoa; Chordata; Mammalia; Rodentia; Cricetidae
Gene: Dram1
Product: DNA damage regulated autophagy modulator 1
Exons: 7
Coding region: 33-749 (238 amino acids)
Biological process (GO): regulation of autophagy
Cellular component (GO): lysosome
Source: RefSeq, a predicted model, not a curated record